Malassezia globosa CBS 7966 is the source of this 510-nucleotide messenger RNA. RefSeq lists its product as uncharacterized. Gene Ontology annotation, molecular function: GTPase activity; GTP binding. Gene Ontology annotation, cellular component: cytoplasm; trans-Golgi network. The record is from RefSeq and is a predicted model, not a curated record. The transcript has 4 exons. Bases 1 to 510 code for a protein of 169 amino acids. Gene Ontology annotation, biological process: vesicle-mediated transport; protein localization to Golgi membrane; intracellular protein transport. Lineage: Eukaryota; Fungi; Basidiomycota; Malasseziomycetes; Malasseziales; Malasseziaceae.
AUGGGCGUGGCGUUCAGCAGCCUGUGGAACUCGCUCUUCGGACAAAAAGAGCUGAAGAUUUGUAUUUUAGGACUAGACAAUGCAGUUGUUGCAACAGCCCCAACGAUCGGCUCUAAUACAGAGACAUUUGAAUACAAGAAUCUAAAGUUCCUUCUUUGGGACGUGGGAGGACAGACGUCGUUGCGUGCGAGCUGGGCUCAGUACCUAACGUCGACGAAUGCAUUGAUUUUCGUCGUUGACAGCAACGACCGCGAUCGUGUUUCGCUAGCCCGGGCGGAAUUGCAUCGCAUCGCGGCCGAUGAAAACCUCGAUCGUGCGCCAAUCUUGGUGUGGGCAAACAAGCAAGAUGUGCGUGGCAGCAUGUCUGCUUCAGAGCUAUCAGACGCUUUAAAUCUUUCGUCAUUCCGCGAUCGAACGUGGCAGAUCUUUGGUUGCUCGGCACUAACAGGGAAAGGAAUCACAUCCGGCCUAGAUUGGCUUGCUACAACGCUCUCGGACAGCAAGGCGUAG